Venustampulla echinocandica is the source of this 975-nucleotide messenger RNA. RefSeq lists its product as uncharacterized. The transcript is spliced from 5 exons. The record is from RefSeq and is a predicted model, not a curated record. The coding region runs from base 1 to 975 and encodes 324 amino acids. NCBI's taxonomy places the organism in Eukaryota, Fungi, Ascomycota, Leotiomycetes, Helotiales, Pleuroascaceae.
AUGGCGAUCCUCGAAGGCGCCCCAGGCAUCAGGGUCACUAUCGUGUCACAAGGAAAGGCACUCAAAGAAUAUGAAGAUGACGAUGGGUUUAGGCGCGGAGAAUAUGAUGUCCCAGUAGAACGGAUUUCUACCACGUAUAUUGAAUGUGUUUCGGAUGAGGAGUUCCGGAUUGAGCUUGAGAUUACACCUGAUUACAACCCUGCAGGCAAGCAUACACAUUUGAGUUUCAGUGCAUAUGUUGAUGGGAUGUCGGUCGCACGCUGGCCCACUCCUAAGGCGCCAGGCGUGAAAUACUAUAUUGAUGCCGCCCUUACCCGAUUAAACAAGAGAGAAAUAUCAUGUCGAACAUUGAAGUUCAGUCAGAUUAGGAAAGUUGAUGAUGCCGAUUCCACACGCGUGAAAUCGGAUGCCAAACUUGCUGCUAACCUCGGCGAAAUCAUUGUCUAUGUUCAUCACGCGACGGAAAAAAACAGUCGGGAUAAGGAAAGCGGUGGCCCAGGCGAAUUUCAAGCCGUAGAUGAAAUUUCAGAGAAGGCAUUGAAAGGAAAGUCAAUAUCCCACUCCAUCUCAUUUGGGGCUGCGAAGGUCAUCCAGCAAACUCCAUCGCGCGAACUGGUAUACCCAGAUGGCCGUCACUCACCGCUUGGUAUUUUCAGAUUCAAGUAUCGAUCACGAGAGGCUCUCCAACAGGAGCUAAUAAUCGCCCGUUCCCCAUCGCCCGAGGCUGUUGCUAGCCCCAUCAAUGCCCGUGAUCCUAACGUGGCCAGUGGCAGAGUUUCUGCCCAGGAGCGAUUGAUUCAGUUGAAGCGAGAAAUUGAGCAGAUAAAAUCCGAAGUAAAGGACGAGGAGGAGGACGGCUCCCCGAGAGGCCGGAAACGUCGAGCUGAUAACUUCGAGAUUGAGAGUUGCGGCCGAGCCUACAAGACAAGUCGGCACGAGAGCGGAAUGCUCGUUGUCGAUCUGACUGACGACUGA